Aspergillus pseudotamarii is the source of this 2526-nucleotide messenger RNA. RefSeq lists its product as uncharacterized. The record is from RefSeq and is a predicted model, not a curated record. Bases 1 to 2526 code for a protein of 841 amino acids. NCBI's taxonomy places the organism in Eukaryota, Fungi, Ascomycota, Eurotiomycetes, Eurotiales, Aspergillaceae. The transcript has 5 exons.
AUGGAUUUUUGGUCUCGUUUAAUCGGCGGAUCCCGUUCGCUAUCUACCAAGACGUACCGGGCAAGCUCUCCUACUGAGCGAUUGGCGGCAUUCAAGCGGACUUGUAAUACUUUGCAACAAAUCUGGCGCUCCACCAACUCGCCGUCGGGAGAUCAGUCUGCGACAACCCAUGCGCGCAACUGCAUUGACCGACUAAAUUCCGUCCUCAGCGAUGAAUCCCGAGGCCCGGCUCCUCAUCCGUGUUUAGCAUAUGCUGCAUCUUCUCAGAUCUUCGUGACUGUCACCAAACUCGCGCUGUCUUCUUACGACGAUGGAAUGCUCCGUUCCGCCGCUGUCUUCUUCAAUACCUUGAUCGAUUCGGAGGUGGAUGGAGUAGUGGAUAACCGGCUAUUCGCGCGGGCGCUGGUGGAUCUCGUCCGACGUGCAGACAAACACACAGAAGAUGUGGAAGGAAGGCUUGUCGAGCUGCUGUUUGGUGUCGCCAAUAAUAUCCGUCUGCAACCUGAUAUUCUCCCUGCGUGGUUUGCUCCGAGGUCCGAAGACCAAGACCGUGAGCAACAAACCAAUACUGGCGCUGAGUUCGCGGGUGCGACUCGGAAGGAUGACUUCCCACUGUUCUACUUGUUAGUGGAAUAUGUUCACCACGGGGGCCGUGCGGGUGAUUUUGCUCGGACCGGUCUUCUUUAUCUGAUAGAGACAGCCUCUCGCUCAAAGAACCUAGAGAGAUGGUUAAUUGAGAGCGAUCUAGCCACAUUAAUGGCAACGGGGCUAGGUGCGUUGUAUAGUCAGCUAGGAAACCUGUCCUUCGAUGAAACCCCCGACGAGAAGAUGCCCCACAUUGUUGCGCUAUCUGAUCAUGCGAAACAAGAGACUGCUCUUCCCCCUGCACUGGGGGCAACUGUAGACUCUUUCAUGUCGUACCUAUUGUUUUGGCAGGAUACUAUUGAUCACUGCAAAUCAGCAGAAGUCAACGGCACAUUACUAGAUCACUUUCAGGUCUUGUUUCUCGAACAACUUCUAUACCCAUCACUGCUCGAGUCCUCGGAUGUCGAAGGUGGUUCUACCGCUGCCGUGCUUACCUAUUUGAAUCGCAUUCUGGAGUCGAUUAACCAGGAUGAUCUGGUACAUCGAAUUCUCCACUUCUUACUAGCCUCACCUUCCGACAUGGAAACGUCACCUACUUUGAAAGUGAACAUGUCAGUAAGCCGGCGGAAGUCUUUGGACGUUUUAGCUGCUUUCUCGGAGGAAGCUGCGAAACCGUCGCCUUCACUAUUUAACCUAAGAGACCUUGCUCUCCUAGGGCUGCAGUCUGCCAAUCGGCAAACUGUUUUGGCAACGCUACGGCUAAUGGCGGUCAUCCUCCAACGGCAUCAUACCUUUGCCCGGUCAUUGAUCCGAACGGUUCCUGGUCAAUAUGCCGGGCAACGAACUGUGGGGCAAUUGAAUGCAGAGCUGGAGCAGCUUACAGGAAUGGCCACGUCGAUUGUGGAUGACCCCACGCUAAAUGAGUCCUUUGAGGACUACCUCAAGGAUGCUUCAUUAAUCUUAGAAUCUCACUUGUAUAUCCCACCGGCUGAAACUGGCCUGGAAGAUGACCGCCCACUGGAGAUUCGCCAAGAGGACCCUAUUGUCCAGGAACUGCUGAAUUGUGUCGAGACAUUCUUUACGAAUAGCGUCAUCGUCAACCUAGCAUUAACGGAGGUUCUCAUGAGUAUCGCAUCUUCACACCUUAUAUCGCUUGACAGCUGGCUCCUUGUGGACCCAUCUAAAUACGUAUACGAUGAUCAGACUAUAACCCAGGAUGGACCUAUGGAAAUCUUAGACCAAAUAAAGCUAGCCUAUCAAGAGCCCUCGUUGUCGAGUUCUGAGACACCAACGCUCACAUCCGCACUGCAAAGACUUGUGCAGAGAAUCCAGCAAUGGCGGAAGGAUGUGCCGGAUUUUGACAUUCUAGUUGCAGCUCGGCGGGACCUACUCCAUCAGGAUGAUCCUGCUAAAGACACUGGCCGCCUUCAGCAACCAUUCGAAGUACCAACGCGUCUUCCUUCUGAACGGCGACCACUGAAGAUGCCCUUAGACUCCGACAUUGGGUCACCUCGAGGGAGGUCCUCACUUGUGCAAGAUUCCCCGGGCACACCAGCUUCCCGACAGGCCGCCGUGGGCUCACCGCUUCGUGGAUCUUCAGUUCGCUCUCCCGACUCUCGUGAGUCCUCCUCGCCUCGAACGACGGCAGCGGAGGAGCUUCGAAAGCGACUAGCGAAGCCAUUCCAAGUGGACCAUCCGCACAAAGCAACAGUGGCUGGUGAAGAACCCGAGCCGGCAGCAAAUGCAGUGGCAGAAGGAGAGGCCGAAAGUGCGAUUGCUGAUGAGGAGCCGCGGUCAGCGACCCUCGGCCAUGUUUUAACCAACGUGGUCAUACUGUACGAAUUUCUCCUGGAAGUUUCUGCCACAGUGCAAGCGCGAAGCACCUUAUUUGGAGAAGCGGGAUACCCCGGAGUAGGCUGGAGUGACCCGCUGGAUGAGUAG